CCAGUCUGCCAGUGACUGUUCCGUGUGUGUGUCCGUGAGCUGAGAGCCUCCCUGCUGUGGGGGAGCAGCUGGAGGAUCCGAUACAGACACAGGGUUGAAACAGUAUGGCAUCUUCUGCUGUUGAUGGUCCAAUUGGAAUUCCCUUCCCGGACCAUAGUAGUGAUGUUUUGUGUGCUCUCAAUGGGCAGCGUCAGCGAGGAGAAUUAUGUGAUGUACUUCUUCUUUGCCAAGGUCGGGAUUUUCCUGCGCAUCGUUCAGUCCUUGCAGCCUGCAGUCUCUACUUUCGCCAGCUAUUUACCUCAGGUCCAGCAGCUGAAAGACUAACUGUUUAUCAACUAGACUUUGUAACUGCUGAAUCGCUCUCUGCUCUUCUUGACUUUGCUUAUACAGCCACCUUAACAUUGAGUGCGGGGAAUGUGGGUGAGAUUCUGGAUGCUUCGCGAUUGUUGGACAUUAGCACAGUUCGGAAUGUGUGUGCUGAUCUUUUAGAUGGCCCUUUUUUUGGAGGGAAGGAAUCUGAACAUUUAAGUGACCCACAAAACUUGGCACGAGCACAAGAAUAUCUGGAGUACUUUCAGAGCAAGGGACAGGAAGGGAGUUCUUGGAACAGCACUUGUCCGUUGGGGCAGGAAACAGAGCUGUCUUCUAAAUUGGAAGAGGCAUAUCACCAAACAUUACAGAAGAAUGGGUCAGAAGGGCAGCUUUUGGAUGAAUGGCAAGGGAAGGAUGAGGACCAAAUGUAUGUCCCUUCACAGAAUGGACAUUACAGACUAAUGGCUGAUGAUAAGAAUGGUGAUGAGGGGCCUGAACCACCUGAGGCAGAAGGUUCACCACUUCUUGGAGGUCUAGCUGGAGGGUCAUGUUUAGAUGAAAUUGACAGUCUGACAGCAAGUGCCCUGUUGCAGCACAUGAUGAGCACAUCUCAGAGGGAGGGCGUGGGCCCAGAAGAUGAGAGUGAAGAUGGAAUUAUGGACUAUUACUUGAAAUACUUCCGUAGUGGUCCUCAUGAGGAGGAGGAGGAGGAGGAAGAAGGUGAAGAAGGUGAAGAAGGGACAGGUGGCUAUGCAGGUUGGAGUCAAAAAGUAGAGAAAAAAAUGAGGGCUAAAGCCUUUCAAAAAUGUCCCAUCUGUGAGAAGGUUAUUCAGGGAGCAGGAAAGCUGCCUCGGCACAUACGCACUCACACUGGAGAAAAACCGUAUGAGUGCAUUAUCUGCAAGAUCCGAUUCACCAGGCAGGACAAGCUAAAGGUCCACAUGCGGAAACACACAGGAGAGAAGCCAUACCUGUGCCAGCAGUGCGGUGCAGCUUUUGCUCAUAACUACGACCUGAAAAAUCACACUCGUGUACACACUGGGCUGCGUCCUUACCAAUGCCAGGCAUGCCACAAAACCUUUGUGCGUUCAGACCAUCUCCAUAGACACCUAAAGAAGGAUGGCUGCAAUGGGAUCCCCUCUCGCAGAGGGCGUAAACCCCGGAUUCGAGAAGGGAUUGCUCCACUUCCAGGGAAUGGCAACGGUCUGGGUGAAAUUCAGGCCGAGUGUCCCAGUUUGGGAGCUGGAAGCACUUCCUAAGGAAAACCAAAAACAAACUAGAAAAUUCUCUAAAUCAAUAUAUAUAUAUAUAUAUAAAAAUAUAUAAUUAUAUCAAAGUAUAUUUGGGGUUGCCUAAUUAUCACUAUCCUCAUGGGAGGGUUGGGACUUGGUGUAUAUACUCAGCACAGGGGACCAGAGAGGGGAACUGUGUUCUCCUGGGAUUAUGGGAGGCAGAAUGCUUGGAAUGAAUGACUGAAGGGUAAUAAAAAAAAAAGCAAAAAGACUUGAGAUGUAUCUGGGCAGGUUGCACUAUUUAUAUACCUGCUAUUAACAGCAGCUACACUGAAGUUCUGCUUAAACUGCUUUAUAAUUUGAUAUGGCAACACAACUCUUGCUAUAGGUAAGAAAAAUUACACUUCUUGAGUUGUUGAAGAGUGUUCAUAGUGGUAACUAAAGGAGAUAAACUUCUCAUUAUAUACCAGUUUAAUGAAAUCAGCAUCUACGAUUUUCUUUUUAGGUCUUUUGUCUGUGCAGCGAUAUAGCAUGCUAUAAAUGUACAGUAUGUAUUACAGGACAAUUGGCUUCCGAUAGUAUGCUAUAAGAAAAUGUAGACAUGUACAACGCAACAGCUACUUCCAACUCACUAGAAUAUGUGGUAAAGGAUUGGUUAACCAACACUCAGUUGCCAAAAGGAAUAUAUGCCUUUAACCCCCAAAGUGACAGUGUUACCUAUGGUAGCUUUAAUGUUUAGUCUCGAUAAAGGCCACAAUUUGACAAUCAACCUGAAACAAUGACAGUUUUUUUUUUUUUUGUUGUUGUUUAAUAGGACACCAUACAGAGGAACUGGCCAGACAUAUGCUACCUUGCCUUGGCCCCUGUAUUUAGAUACAGGGAUAGGGUGACAAACUGAGUCUUUGCCCCAGGUGAAAUGGUGGCUUAGCUACGGCGUUUUGGGACAGAAUUUGAGCAUAAUAAACAGCUCUGGAUUUUGCCACAAAUCUGCAGCAAAAUACAUAUGUGCUUAAAUGGAACAUGUCAUCAUGAAAAUGCUGCAGGAAACAAGUCAUAGAGCAAGAGGAGCUAAGUAGAUUGAUAUAUAGUUUUGUGAAAAAAGAUUCAGUAAAGCUUCCAUUUCAUUCAUUUGAAUUAAGGAGAUAGUCCAAUCAGUGAUUGACAGCUUGUCUCCAUGCAAAGUGAUGGAGUGAAGGCUGUCAGUCACUGAAUAAGACUCCAUGACUUCAAAGCCCAGGGUGUGCAGGGAUGUAAAAGGGUAAAAUACAUUUUACUGAUUCUUUUCCCAAAAACUGUACAUCAAUCUUAUAACAGCUCAGACGCCAUGUUCAAUAUGACAGGUUCCCUUUAAUUUGAAUAUGCAGUGGAUUUACCCUAAUACAUUACGGAGGGUGAAAUCUGCAGUGAUUUAAUUUAAAUUAGCAUGCUAUGGAUUUAAAAUCCACACCGCAGGUCAUUUUCUGCACAGAGUGUUAAAAUUUCAGCAACUUUGCUGCUACUGUAACAUGCUGCAAAUAUUUCACACCCAAAAAUUUACAUGCCCAUGCUAGCUGUUAGAUGCACUUUAUUUAAUAUGCUAAUUAGUUUUGGAGAGCCUUGAGUGUCAGGGCCAGGUAUCCUCACUGCCUUUCUACCUGGGCCUGUCAAUUCCAAGAUCUUAUCUACGCAUUGCUUCAAUGCAGGACCAGGCAGGAAGAUGGUGAUGAUGCCUGGCCUGUCACUCAUGGGGAGGGGGAGGGGCCAAGAGGUAAAGCAGUGCGCUAUAACCAUUUCUGGACCUCUCCCGUACAUGUAUAGUGGAAGUCCGGCAGACACCCAGGGCUAAUGUCUGUGAUCGGCGAUAACGCCGAUCGCAGACAUUUGCCCCCUCAGAUGCUGUGGUCAAAUGUAACCACUAUAUCUUAAAGAUGAAAACCCAGAAGCGCUGCGCUUCUGGGCCUGGAAUAGCUCCCCCUAGCUUCAUUCGCUGUGAAAGGCCUGAGCCUGCUAGACACUACCAUGCCUUUCACAGGUAUAUUCCAAAGUAGGCCUGCAGGUGGCAGCACUACAUUGAAAUAUACAUAAUUUUCUGUUUAGCAAUGUGUUUAAUUCCAUAGCUAAAUUGAAAUUGCAAUAUAAAGUUUGCAUGUUGUUAGGCCCUUAGGGGCCAAAAAAAAGGUAAAAAAAUAAAAUAAGUAUUUGAAAAUAUUAAAAUGGAAAUCGCCCUCUUUCCCCAGAAUAACAAUAAACAAUCAAAAAAAUGAACAUCAUAGGCAUUGCCAUGUCCCAAAAUGCCCAUUCUAUUAAAAUAUUUAUACCAGACAGAGAACAGCGUAAGUUUUAUUAGCUUCACCUUCCAAAACAAUUGAAUAAAAAGUGAUCAAAAAGUCAUACACGCUCCAAAAUAGAAUCAAUAAAACUACAGAUUGACAACAAAAAAAAACUGGUGGAACUGCGCUUUUAUUCCCCUCAAUUCCACACAUUUGGAUUUUUUUCCCCUCUACAUUCUAUGCAAAAUUACAUGAUGCCAUUAGAAAGUACAACUUGUUCCGCAAAAAAACAAGCCCUCAUAUGGCUAUAUGAACAGAAAAGUAAAAAUGUUAUAGCUCCUGGAAGGCAGAGAAUAAAAAAACAAAAACAGAAAAUCUCAAGAUUCUGAAGGGGUUAAAAACAUUUUGGAUUGUCUGUUACAGCAAAAAUGUGGUUACUGCAGCAGCAUCACCUAAGUACCAUAGUAGCUACAUCUUCAGUGCUGUCUUAUGAAGCUUGAAUGAGUUCACACAAGACCCAAAAUGUCAGAGAGUGUUAUUUUUACAAAGAUAAUGGGGGUAGAUUUAUUAAAACUGGCGUUGUGCCUAUAGCAUCAGAUUCCACCUUUCUCUUUCCAGAACUUUGAAAAAUGAAAGAUGGAAUCUGUUUGGUUGCUAUUGACAACAAAUACAGUUUUCCUUUACACCAGUUUUGAUAAAUCUCUUCCAAUGUUUCUAUUUUUUUUUUCCAGUUUUGUAACUGUCUAAUGUAGUACACAGUUACUAUAGUUCGUGUACAAGUACUUUAGUAGCAUAUUGUGGGCAUACAGUAGGUUGAUGUUUAGAACUGUAAGGCAUCUUUCAUAUGUGCAAUACAGAUUGUCAGGAUUUGUUCUGGAAAAACUGAUGGUUUUGCAUGCAAGUUCUAUCAAUUUUUUUCUGCGAUUACGUUCAGUGUUUGCAUUUUUUUACUGCUGGAUUGUAUCCGGAUUGGAUGAGUUUUUCACAAGCAUGAAGAAUAACACUGCACAUCCCCUAGUAACCAGCAGUGAAAAACGCAUUGCAUCUGGGUGCCUUCUUUACUUUUAUGGAGCCAGAGCUGCAUGAAAAACCGCACAAUAUAGAAUUUCCUGCGUUUUUUCCUGAACACAGAGAUGCGCAGAUCCAUUGAAAUGAAUUGGUCUGGAUGCUAUGUGUUCACAACACACAUCGCUUCCAGAAGGAAAACUUGCUUGUGUGAAAGAGGCCAAAAUGAAAUGUAGUCAUUUUCCCAAGCAGGACCUUAUUAUCUUUAAUGGUAAUGUGUCUUGAUAUGUUUCUCUGGUGACCACAUAGAAUUGUAGUAUUAAGCUGCAUUUACACGACCCGACAAUCUGCCCAUUAAAUGCGCCAACGAUCACCCAAUGAAAAUAGCGAAACAGGGAUCUGCUGCUCAGAAACCAUGAAUAUGUAUGAGGACGAGGGAUCACAAUAGCAAUCCCUCUUCCUCAUACAGUGAAGGAGAUCGCUGCAUGUAAAUGCAUGGUCUCCUUCACUGAACAAGCAGCCGACUGUCAGGAAGGAACAAUCAGGUGCAGAAUCAUCCCGUGUAAAUCCAGCUUUAGUUUCUGCUAAAAUGUAUUUUAAAUGAGAAGCAAACAAGUUGGAGCCAUUGUCUAUUGAUGGGAGCGU
Messenger RNA from Bufo gargarizans (Asiatic toad), 5443 nucleotides. It is a transcript of the gene ZBTB7A, whose product is annotated as zinc finger and BTB domain containing 7A. The transcript is spliced from 3 exons. Gene Ontology annotation, molecular function: protein binding; DNA-binding transcription factor activity, RNA polymerase II-specific; RNA polymerase II cis-regulatory region sequence-specific DNA binding. The record is from RefSeq and is a predicted model, not a curated record. Lineage: Eukaryota; Metazoa; Chordata; Amphibia; Anura; Bufonidae. Gene Ontology annotation, biological process: regulation of transcription by RNA polymerase II. The coding region runs from base 105 to 1571 and encodes 488 amino acids.